ACAAGAUGCACCUAAAUCUAGCGCAAACAACAGCACUUCCAUUUCCUGCCCCUUGACCUCCAAACUCCGACCCUUAACUCCAAUUUCCACCCACCAUGACCAAACCAACAAUCCCCGCUCAGGAUAUUCACAACGUUCUCAGCAAUGUCCUACCCCGAAUCAAAAGACACGUUGAAGCCCGAAAAUCCGCAUCAGACAAGCGCCCAUUUAUUCUGGGCUUAACAGGCCUUCAAGGAAGCGGGAAAUCCACAUGGACUGACGCACUCGUACAAGCUCUGAACGAUGAAUACAAAUACAACACAAUCAACAUAUCCCUAGAUGACCUCUAUUUCGAUCAUGACGACCUUGUCCAAGUACGAGACAACAACCCCUCCAACAGACUUCUGCGAACGCGAGGACAACCUGGCACUCACGAUAUCGCACUUGCAGUCGACUUUUUCGACAGUUUAACAAAGUCAUCGGAGAAAGUCAUUCCAUCAUUCGACAAGAGCCUAUUCAAUGGAGAGGGUGGCCGAGCACCCCAAGACAUGUGGCGUCGCAUUUCAGCAGAUGUCCCCAUUGACAUUGUCAUUUUCGAAGGAUGGUGUGUCGGGUUCCAACCAUUGCCAGAGGAUAAGAUCUCGCAUCGCUGGAACCACGCGAAAGAGGUCUCCGCGGGAGGCAGCUUGAAGCAGACGCUUGGGCAGCACGAGUUGGAGCAUUUACUACAGGUUAACGAGAAUCUCCGUCAAUAUUGCGAGUUAUUCAUGGGGCCGCAGAAUUUCGACUUUCUUGUUCAUCUUGAUACAGAUGAUUUUAUCAAUGUCUAUGGAUGGCGCCUCGAACAAGAACAUGCCCUGCGAGACAAGAAAAAGGGCGCCAUGUCUGAUGAGGAAGUUAUCCGCUUUGUGAAGGGGUAUAUGCCUGCUUACGAGCUGUAUCUUGAUCAAUUACGGAAUGGGUUCUUCUCGGGUCAGCAAGGAAAAGGGCAACUAUCUGUCGUUCUGGACGAGCGAAGAAAGGUUAUGGCAAUUCGUCUUGUUUAA
Aspergillus vadensis CBS 113365 is the source of this 1025-nucleotide messenger RNA. Its product is annotated as D-glycerate 3-kinase-like protein. Lineage: Eukaryota; Fungi; Ascomycota; Eurotiomycetes; Eurotiales; Aspergillaceae. The transcript has a single exon. Gene Ontology annotation, cellular component: cytoplasm. The record is from RefSeq and is a predicted model, not a curated record. The coding region runs from base 96 to 1025 and encodes 309 amino acids.